Priapulus caudatus is the source of this 1010-nucleotide messenger RNA. RefSeq names its product zinc transporter 6-like. Gene Ontology annotation, biological process: monoatomic cation transport; transmembrane transport. Gene Ontology annotation, cellular component: membrane. The record is from RefSeq and is a predicted model, not a curated record. Gene Ontology annotation, molecular function: monoatomic cation transmembrane transporter activity. NCBI's taxonomy places the organism in Eukaryota, Metazoa, Priapulida, Priapulimorpha, Priapulimorphida, Priapulidae.
AUCGUCGUCAGUCAUCCACGGUGUUUGUAACAGCUGAGGUGAGGAUAAUAGCAGUAAUUGAGUAAAUGAUAUUAAUAAGUCGGUGGACCUCCACCACUGUCGUCAUGGGGAUCCUCCGCGAGCUGACCGUCGUCCUGCGCGUGCGGGAGGCGCGCCGUGUCGUUGCCGUCGCCGCGGCCGUCGUCGUCGCCACGGCGGCGCUCGUCACGCUCUGCCAGCAGACGAACAAGGCGCUCGCCGCCUACACCUAUCUCGUCGUCUUCGACCUUCUGCUCGCGACCUGCCUUCUCAGCGCGUGGGUCGAGCAGCAGGGGCCCUCCUCCGUCUUCUGCUUCGGGUACGAGCGUCUGGAGGUGCUAGCGGUGUUCGCGACCGACCGUUCUUGCGCAGCUCGGCGUCUGCUCUUAUCGUCAAGGAGAGCGUGGAGCGUCUGCUCUCGCAGCGAGUGUCCGACGCCGGCCCGCGUCCCGCCGCCGGCGCCAGUCGCGCUCGCGCGCGAGCCGUCGGCCAUCUACGGGUGCGGCGGCGCCGCGCUCGACCACGUGGCGCACGCGGCCAGCUCGAGCUGGCUGCAGGAGCACGCGUCGGGCGUGAGCCACGGCGUCUGCCGCGUCGUGCCGGGGCUCAGCCGCGCGCUCCUCCCCGCGUCGACGCCGUUCUUACGCGCUCUUCGCGACCGCCGCGUUCGUCGUCGUCGUCGUCGCCGCGGCGAUCGUCGACGCUACGCGUACUUCGCCGCCGACUCCAUCGCGGCAAUCGUCGUCGCGGCGAUGACCUUCGGGACGAUGCGCGUGGAUGGCGGGUUCGCGCGCGAAUCUCCUCUGCAGACGGCGCCACCGCACGUCGUCGGGCAGUUGGACAAGGCGCUGCGGGCGGCGACGCUGGACGGCGUUCUCGAGUUUCGCAACGAGCACUUCUGGACGGUGUCGCUCGGCGGACGCUGCUGAGAUCACCUGCCACUGCUGCGGCGUGCGCGUUAGCCGGACGAUGCGUGACGAACAGUGGUCCGU